CAGGAGGCCGCCCCGAGUUCCUAUGGCGCAGUCGCUCCUGGCUGCUGCAGGGCUCUGUCGAGUGUGAGCUCGGGAUGGACGCCUGCACGUUCGAGGUGUACCAGAUGCUGGCGCUGCUCGCCACCCUCAGCGUCUGCAUAGCCGUGGUCAUCUGCCUCUUCUCCUUCUUCAGGGAGGACAGGGACGAUCAGAUCACGCCCCUGUGCCCGCAGAUGGUUGUCAACGGGUCCGAGCUCUCGUUCACGCUACCGCUCACGGGCGAGCCCGAGAGCCUCGAGGUCCUGGACGCGGACGGCAGGCCCAUGAACCGCAUCCUGAUCGACGUCCCCGGGAAGAGCGCUGGCGGAGGGAUGAUGGCGCAGGCCCGGCUGCAGGACGUGUACGGGAAGACCCUCGCCACGGUGGUUGCAAGGGACACGGGCCUGUCCCUCUUCCGCGGGUGCGAGAUCUUCGGCUUCGUUGAGCCAGAAGAGGACGGCUCGUUCAACGUCCGGCACAGGACGGGCGUGCACUUGCUCACGCUCUCUGGCAGCGUCGACGUGUGGGACGUCGAGGGCAUCAACCCAGUCGGCUCCAGGGUGUGCAGCUUCAAGGAGGCUGGGGAGGAGUGCAGGGGCUCGGUCAUCCAGGGCGUGGACUCCGGGCUUGUGAUCGUCAGCCUUUGCGCGGUUCACCUGCACCAGCGCAUGCAGCGCGCAGGGGCGUUCCAGGCCCCGUACUUUAAGGGCGACGCCUUCCCGGACUCGUGAUUGGGCCGGCAGGGCGGCCUAGACGCAUCGCCCUCCGCGCAGGCCUCGGCCUUCGAAGGGCGAUGCCUCCGCCGCCUCGUAGCCAGCGGGGCCCGCGCGACAAGGCCCUCGUUCUUCUGACUUCAUCGGUUCUCCCCUUCCUCGAACUUCUCGCCGCGCUUCUCUACUCCACGGGGUUGGAGUACCUCGUCGCUGCCAGCCACGUCUUGUGGACAUGUACAUAUCCAGAACACGUCUGAGGUACAAACUUGAACGAGCACGCCCAGCGUGGACAACGUGCAGCGCCUGGAUCUGAGGCUCGAACGUUCUUCUGGAGACAUUUUUUUUCUGGCCAGGCAGCGAUGCUGUGGCCGUGAGCGCCGGACCCGCGCCCCACCCGGGGCGCGCCGCGGCGGCCGCGCCGGGACCUUCGCGCGUGCUUUCGCCGCGGAGUGGGGUGUGAGAGCGCUGUCCGCCUCUCUGUUCUUCGCCGCCG
This is a messenger RNA of Prorocentrum cordatum, 1224 nucleotides long. The record is from the annotation of a GenBank genome assembly. NCBI's taxonomy places the organism in Eukaryota, Dinophyceae, Prorocentrales, Prorocentraceae.